GUGCUUCCAGUGAAAGCUCAGGAAUUCUACCUUCAACUUUUUUCCUGCUAAAAAGUUCUUGUUAGUUACUUGUUUGUUUGUUUGAGUUCCAUUCCAGAACAUUAUGGUUUCUCCAACUCUAACCAUUAAUCAAUGAGGCAUUGGUGCCCCCCUUUCUAGUAUAUCUACCUUCUGAUAAACUCUAGAUGAGAUAUACUGCAUCUAAACUGGCGCCUCAACAACGGCUUUGAAAAGUACCUCAGAGAUCUCUGUCCUUUUAGAAGUUUGUCUCCACCCACCUCUAUACUAAAGAUGGACCUAAAACUAAAAAAUCCUGAGUUCUGGUACAGUUUCCAUGGCCAGAUCCCAGGGCUGCUGGACUGGGACAUGGGAAAUGAGUUCUUCCUUCCUUGCACCACAGACCAGUGCCCCUUAGCUGAGCAGAACCUUGCCAAAUACAGACUUCAAGUAAUGGAGACUCCAGAAGUACCUCAAGAGAGAGGAUCCAGUCCUGGAAAAGAUCAUCCUAACUCUGAACCCAACCUGUGGAUGUGGGUGAAUCCCAACAUUGCAUGCUCCCUUGACAGCCAGGAGACCCCAGAGCCCAGUAAGAAAAAGGAUCUGGCACACAUACUUCUUUCUCCUCAGCUACUCGCAAAAGAUGAAGUAUCUAACUGCUCAGAGGCCACAGUGAUGCAGUCCCUGCCAUCUUCCUCCAGCAAGCAAUCUCCCCUACAGAAGCAGAUCACCUCUUUCUCCAAUGACAAGGAACGCACAGAAGAUGAGACCAAGGAAAAAAAUAGCAACUCCUCUGUGACCCUCCAGUCCCCAAACAAAGGGGAGUGCUUCCAGAGCCAGAAGCUAUGGCAAGGCAACAGCCAAGAGAGGAAGUCCUGGCCUCGUCCCCCCCUCAAUUAUAGUCACCUAAUUGCUCUGGCACUUAGAAACAGCCCUCCCUGUGGCCUCAAUGUGCAAGAGAUCUACAGUUUCACCCAACAGCAUUUCCCCUUUUUCUGGACAGCUCCAUAUGGGUGGAAGAAUACCAUCCGCCACAACCUCUGCUUCCUGGACAGCUUUGAGAAGGCGCCAGUCAGCCUUGAGGAUGGGGCCAGUGCAAGGCCAAGGUCUGGCCUCUGGAGGCUUACUAAGGAGGGACACCGCCGCUUUCAGGAGGAGACUCGUGCCUUAGCCUCUGCUAGAAGAGAGAGUAUUCAACAGUGCAUGAGCCAUCCGGAUGUUAUGACUUCCCUCUUUGACCUUUGAACAACCACUGCUCCCUUUCUGGAACACUACCACCCUUACUGUGGCUACCUAUGCACUGAUUGGCCCUCAUUAAUCCCUAAGCCCACUCUGCCUGGUAGGUGCCAAGCCUGUAUUUAACUACUGCUUCAAGAAUGGUAUUAACAAAAAAGUGAGGGGUGGAUACAGAGAAGGAGGCAAAAGCUUAGAAAGUUGCAUAAGGGCAGUGGCAGUUAUUCUGCAUUUUGAGCACAAGGAAAUCUUAGGAAAAACAGCAUGGAAGUUAAGGAGAGAAGAACAUAUUAAAUGAGAAAAGGAAUUCUGUUUCCUGGAGAGUAUUCUCACACAUGAAAGCAAAUUGUGGAGUAUAAAACAUCAAAUUCAAGAUGGAGUCAGACCUUUAAGUCUCAAAUACCGUGUGAAGAUAUAUAAGCAUAAAGAGAACUGGGUUUGAUGUUUGAAGCCUGAAGAUUCAAAUGUUCCCCUUCUACCAUUCAUCAGCUACAUCUCCUUUUUCAGUGAACCAUUUGACCCUUUAGGGCCUUUUUCCUUUUUUUGAUCCUGGACUUCUCAGCCUUGUUCUGUUGCCAUCCACCUUCAGUACUGAAAAAUAAUUCCAAGCAGAUACGUUUUUAGUUUGGAUAUUGAAAGUCCUUGAAUUGAGCUUGUAUUAACCCCAAGCCUUCAGUUGUC
Messenger RNA from Capra hircus (goat), 1911 nucleotides. RefSeq names its product forkhead box R2 (gene FOXR2). Gene Ontology annotation, cellular component: nucleus. The record is from RefSeq and is a predicted model, not a curated record. The transcript has a single exon. Gene Ontology annotation, molecular function: sequence-specific double-stranded DNA binding; DNA-binding transcription factor activity. The coding region runs from base 292 to 1242 and encodes 316 amino acids. Gene Ontology annotation, biological process: regulation of DNA-templated transcription. NCBI's taxonomy places the organism in Eukaryota, Metazoa, Chordata, Mammalia, Artiodactyla, Bovidae.